AUGUUAGCUGCAGAGAAAUCAUGGAGAAGGAGAUGCAUUAUAUUAUUAUCUUUUGUAAUAUUAUGUAGUAGUGUUUUUCCAGUUAGAAGUGUUGUUGGUGACAGUGAAUUGAACGACGUUGAUCAUGGAGUUUAUCACCAGCGUUCGCCCCCUCCACUUAUUUAUGGUGCUUCUCCGCCGCCUACGCCAGUCUCCACUCCUCAAUUAUCUCCACCAUCACCAUCCGCUUCCCCAUCUCCGCCAGUUUAUGGGACACCAUUUUCGCCACCUAGAUCGCCUCCUGUCAUUCAUCCUACACCUCCGUCCGUUCAUGUCUCUCCACCGCACCCAGCAUUACCUCCGCCAAGUCCGCCCGUAUAUGCUGCUCCGACAACUCCAUCACCGCCAGUUACGCCUUUUAAUUACCCACCUCCACCAGUUUUUACGUCCCCUCCGACAGUUCCUCCACCAGUGUAUCAGGCUCCGCCAAUUCAGGAAUCACCAUCGCCGGUUGCUAGACCUUCUCCGCCUAUCAUUCAGACUCCCUUGAAACCCCCACCACCAUCACCUGUUGUUUAUAUACCUCAACCAACACCUCCACAAGUCCAACAACCUCCACAAAGGCCUCCACCAGUGUACCAACCUCCAACAUCACCACCACCAGUAUAUCACCCUCCUCUCUCCCCUCCAACAGUUCAGCAACCACCCUUAAGCCCGCCACCAGUCUAUAGGCCUCCAACACCUACAUAUUCACCUCCAACAUUCCCACCACCAGUAUAUCACCCUCCUGUCUCCCCUCCACCAGUUCAGCAGCUACCCUUACCGCCAGUUUAUAGGCCUCCGACACCUACUUAUCCACCUCCAACAUUCCCACCCCCAGUAUAUCACCCUCCUCUCUCGCCUCCACCAGUUCAGCAACCACCCUUGAGACCACCACCAGUCUAUAGGCCUCCAACACCUACUUAUCCACCUCCCCCACCACCAGUCUAUAGGCCUCCCACGCCUACUUAUCCACCUCCAACAUUCCCACCACCAGUAUAUCACCCUCCUCUCACCCCUCUACCAGUUCAGCAACCGCCCUUGAGCCCACCGCCAGUCUAUAGGCCUCCUACACCGACUUAUCCACCUCCAACAUUCCCACCACCAGUAUAUCACCCUCCUCUCUCCCCUCCACCAGUGCAGCAACCACCCUUGAGCCCACCACCAGCCUAUAGGCCUCCAACACCUACAUAUCCACCCCCAAUAUAUUAUCCUCCUAUCUCACCUCCACCAGUGUAUCAACCUCCAACACUUCCACCACCAACAUAUCACCCACCAGUGUUCCCUCCAACUUUUUCCCCGCCUAUUUAUCGUCCCCCACAAUACUCCCCUCCAGCUCAACAACCUCCCUUGAGCCCACUACCAGUCCAGAAACCUCCCACACCCACUUAUCGACGACCAACAUUGCCGCCACCAGUCCACAGACCUCCUACACCCACAUACCAACGACCAACUUCUCCAUUACCAAUCCAGAGACCUCCUACACCAACUUACCAACAUCCAAUCUUACCACCGAUCCACAGACCUCCUCCACCAACUUACCCACGACCAACUUCACCACCACCAUUACAGAGACCUCCUACACCCACUUACCGACAGCCAACUUCACCACCACCGGUCCAGAGACCUCCUUCACCCACUUAUCGACGACCUUCACCACCACCGUUACAGAGACCACCUACACCCACUUAUCGACAGCCAACUUCACCACCACCGGUCCAGAGACCUCCUUCACCCACUUAUCGACCAUCACCAGUUCAAAGACCCCCUACACCAACGUAUUCACCACCACUUCAGAGGCCUCCUACGCCCACUUAUCGAAAACCAACCUCACCACCGCCAGUCCAGAGACCUCCUUCACCCACGUAUCGCCCAUCACCAGUUCAUAGACCUCCUACGCCCACUUACCAUCAACCAACUGCACCACCACUUGUCCAGAGACCGCCUACACCAACUUAUAGACGACCAACUUUACCACCACCAGUCCAAAGACCCCCCACACCAACUUACCAGCGACCAACAUUACCACCACCAGUCAAGAGACCUCCUACACCCACUUAUCAACGACCGACUUUACCAUCACCAGUCAAGAGACCUCCUACACCAACUUACCAAAGACCAGCUUCACCUCCACCAGUCAGGAGACCUCCUACACCCACUUACCAAAGACCAACUUCACCCCCACCAGUCAGGAGACCUCCUACACCCACUUAUCAACGACCAACUGCACCCCCACCAGUCAGGAGACCUCCUACACCCACUUAUCAACGACCAACUGCACCACCACUGGUCCAGAGACCGCCUACACCAACUUAUCGACCAGCACCAGUCCAAAGACCUCCUACACCAACUUACCAGCGACCAACAUUACCGCCACCAGUCAAGAGACCUCCUACACCCACUUACCAGCGACCAACUUCACCCCCACCAGUCAGGAGACCUCCUACACCCACUUAUCAGCGACCAACUUCACCACCACCAGUCAGGAGACCUCCUACACCCACUUACCAAAGACCAGCUUUACCCCCACCAGUCAGGAGACCUCCUACACCCACUUACCAAAGACCAACUUCACCCCCACCAGUCAGGAGACCUCCUACACCCACUUAUCACCGACCAACUUCACCACCACUAGUCCAGAGACCUCCUACACCAUCUUAUCGACCAGCUUCACCUCCACCAGUGCAGUUACCUCCUACACCUGCAUACCGGUCAUCAUCUCCACCACCAGCUUACCGCUCCUCUUCCCCGCCGCCAACUUAUGGUCCUCCGACCAAAGUAUUCCAUUAACAAUCUCUGAAGUAGAGACUUCACGGAUCAUCAUCUUCAUUAUAUGAAUCUCUUUUCAGAUAUCGUUGUUUAGUUGUUUCCUUGUUCUAAUGGUUGUGUUUCCCUGGUUUGUGGUCAAACCAACAUAUGAAAUCAAGAAAACAAGAAGGAAUAAGGUUAUAUUGGUAAAAUUGUAUUGUUGAAGUUGUUUGUUAUCUAGAAUAUAAACUCGUUGUUUCUGGAAUAGUAAAGUUUGGAAGUAGUUGUAUUCCUCCUUUUGUGGGCCUAAAGUGAGUUGUUGUACCAUGUCUUACCUCUAUUAGUGUGAGUUUCGACUUGCAUAGCCAGAGUAUAUAACAUGAGAUGGAAGCUCUGGAUUAAGAAACUCGACAUCCGUCGAAGGAACUAUACAUUCUGGGACUCAUUAGAAAACUAUAAGUUGAUACUACAUACUGAUCACAAAUACUCAGUAAUCCUAAAUCUGGUUGCCUAUGGGAUUACCCAAACACCCAAUAACACCAAUUUGAUUUAGGAUAAACCUCAAAACAAUGUCCUUCGAGUAUAAAACUGAAAGCAUUGAAUAAGCAUCAAAAAACUUACCGGACCCUGAAACUUCUAAUACAAGUAGGUUGGGGCUAAAUGUUUUGAUUAGUUUCAUAAAAACUUCGACCUCUUCAGAUUAACUGGAGAUAUUCCUCCAUCUUGCCAAGCUCUACCCAUCUCUCUAUAAGCAAUUCCUUCUGCUCUUGCUUAAUGGAUGUAUACUUGGUAGUAC
Papaver somniferum (opium poppy) is the source of this 3562-nucleotide messenger RNA. Its product is annotated as proline-rich extensin-like protein EPR1. Lineage: Eukaryota; Viridiplantae; Streptophyta; Magnoliopsida; Ranunculales; Papaveraceae. The record is from RefSeq and is a predicted model, not a curated record. Bases 1 to 2808 code for a protein of 935 amino acids. The transcript has 2 exons.